Molecule: messenger RNA, 1053 nt
Organism: Neltuma alba
Lineage: Eukaryota; Viridiplantae; Streptophyta; Magnoliopsida; Fabales; Fabaceae
Exons: 2
Coding region: 1-1053 (350 amino acids)
Molecular function (GO): zinc ion binding
Source: RefSeq, a predicted model, not a curated record
AUGUUACUGUCAGCUUCGGCAUAUGAUGCGGAUAAUGAGAUGUUGCCGUUUGCAAUAGCAGUGGUGAAGGGAGAGAAUCUUGAUGACUGGACGUGGUUUUUUCACAAGAUUAAACAAAUUGUUGGUUCAAUGCAACUGACUAUUGUGUCAGAUAGACAUAAUUCUAUAAUUGGUGCUGUGCAAGCAAUAUUUGGGGGUGAAAGGCAUGCAUACUGUUAUAGGCAUGUGAAGGAGAACUUUAGCUCUGAAUAUAUGAAAUUAAACAGAGGUCGGAGAAGGACAAGUGAAAAUUCAAAGGAAGAUGCAUUAAAGGUACUGGAUAAAGUGGCUUAUGCAAGACUUGCGGAUGAGUUUGAUCAUGCGCUGGAUGAUCUCAGAACCAUGUCUCAUGAGUUAUAUGAGUGGGUUAUCAAUCAAGGUGAUGUGGAUAGGUGGGCAUUGAGCAAGUUCCCAUAUAGAAGGUGGGACAACAUAACAACUAAUUUAGCUGAAUCUUUUAAUGCUUGGAUGGUAAGGGAGAGGAAGCAUAACGUGGCCCAAAUGAUCCAUGAGCACCGGGAGAAAGUAGCAAGAAAGAUGCAUGCAUCAUAUGCAGCAAUGACUAAGUGGAGUAAUUGCGUUGGGCCAAAAAUAGAGGCAAAAGUAUUGGAGCAUGUGUAUUUCGGUAGGUACAUGCACUGUGAGAAUUAUGGAGGGGGAAGAAUAUGCGUGCACACAUCACGUGGAGACCAAAGAGUGGACCUUGGCCUACACAAAUGUAGCUGUGGAACUUGGCAAAUGUUAGGGAUUCCAUGCUCACAUGCUUGUGCAGCCAUUAAGACCAUAGGGGGAAACGUUUAUGAUUAUGUUGAAGAGUGUUACAAACGUUCAUCCCAAGAAAAAAUCUAUGCCCGGAGCAUGGUUCCAGUGGUGACAAUUGAUAUGCCUCACCUGAAUGACUAUACGUUUGAGAAUCUUACUGCUCAACCCUUGCUUUUACCCCCAGAGCAGGAUGUUAGUAGAUGUGCACAUAUAUUUUUUGUUACUUCUAUGUUUGGGACAAAGGGACAUUAA